UUUGCCUGCCGGAGGUCGAUCUUAGAAAGAACCGGCACUGGGAGGCCAAGGAAAAGAGGCGAGUCAAGGACGUCUUCGUAGCGGAGCUACUGACAUUCGGACGGCCACGCUGAGCUUGUUUGGCGUCUAAACGACUCGGACAGUUCAGUCAUGUUCGCCUACGCGGUGAGGCGCGCCCUGCGCAAGAAUAAGACCCUUCGCUACGGAGUUCCCAUGUUGUUGCUGAUUGUUGGAGGUUCUUUUGGUCUUCGUGAGUUUUCUCAAAUUCGUUAUGAUGCUGUGAAGAUUAAAAUUGAUCCUGAGUUAGAAAAAAAGCUGAAAAUGAAUAAAGUGUCAUUGGAAUCAGAAUACGAGAAAAUAAAGGAUUCCACCUUUGAUGACUGGAAAAAUGUUCGAGGACCCAGGCCUUGGGAAGAUCCUGAUCUCCUCCAAGGACGAAAUCCAGAAAUCCUUAAGACUAAUAAGACAACUUGACCAUGUUGAUUCUGUUUUUACUUUUUAAAUUUUAAAUAAAAAUGUUAUCAACUGGAAUUCCAACCAUAUACUCCUAUCCAAUGGAGAGAAAAUUCCAGACCUGCAGAAGCCUAGAUAUGAGUAAUUUGAUAAGUACUCUUGAUAAAAAGUCAAGUACAGGUUUGUAUAAGGCCCAACUCUUCCAUAUGCAAAUGAAAGUAACAAUGUUGACCAUAUAUAUUUUACUACUCAAUAAACAUGUGAAUAUUGCUACUUAAA
Molecule: messenger RNA, 732 nt
Organism: Capra hircus (goat)
Lineage: Eukaryota; Metazoa; Chordata; Mammalia; Artiodactyla; Bovidae
Product: cytochrome c oxidase assembly protein COX16 homolog, mitochondrial
Exons: 4
Coding region: 151-474 (107 amino acids)
Biological process (GO): mitochondrial respiratory chain complex IV assembly
Cellular component (GO): mitochondrial inner membrane
Source: RefSeq, a predicted model, not a curated record